Molecule: messenger RNA, 458 nt
Organism: Cricetulus griseus (Chinese hamster)
Lineage: Eukaryota; Metazoa; Chordata; Mammalia; Rodentia; Cricetidae
Source: RefSeq, a predicted model, not a curated record
AUGUACAAUAACUGUAACAAUUACUGUGGGAUCAAUUAUGAAUCUUGCUCUGAGUGCUUGCAACUUCCCGGCUUUCGUCUCCGGUACUUUCUGUGUCCCCUGUUCUUCGGCAUCAGCAUACCGGGUCCGACGCCCAGUGGCACCAACGUGGGCUCCUCAGGGCGCUCUCCCAGCAAAGCCGUGGCCGCGCGGGCGGCGGGAUCCACGGUCCGGCAGAGAAAAAAUGCCAGCUGCGGGACUCGGAGUGCAGGCCGCAGCACCUCUGCAGGGACUGGGGGAAUGUGGAGAUUCUACACUGAUGAUUCCCCUGGGCUCAAAGUUGGCCCUGUUCCAGUGUUGGUGAUGAGUCUUUUGUUCAUCGCUUCUGUAUUUAUGUUGCACAUUUGGGGCAAGUGCACACGCUCAUAGAUUUGGCUGCAUCCAUCUGUCAUCUGAAGAAGAAGAAGGAAAAGACCCAA